AUGGCUAACGACGAGUACGAUUUUCUCUUCAAAGUUGUCCUGAUUGGAGACUCUGGUGUUGGAAAGUCCAACCUUUUGAGUCGUUUCACCCGUAACGAGUUCAACCUGGACUCCAAGUCCACCAUCGGUGUCGAGUUCGCUACCCGCUCGAUCCAGGUCGAUUCCAAGACGAUCAAGGCUCAGAUUUGGGAUACUGCUGGUCAGGAACGUUACCGUGCCAUCACCUCCGCUUACUAUCGGGGUGCUGUCGGUGCUCUUCUCGUCUACGAUAUCAGUAAGCACCAGACUUACGACAAUGUCAACCGGUGGUUGAAGGAACUCCGCGAUCAUGCCGACUCCAACAUCGUCAUCAUGUUGGUCGGUAACAAGAGUGAUUUGAGGCACCUGCGGGCUGUGCCCACGGAAGAGGCCAAGCAAUUCGCAAGCGAGAACAACCUCUCUUUCAUCGAGACAUCUGCCCUUGACGCCAGCAACGUCGAGCUUGCUUUCCAGAACAUCCUGACAGAAAUCUACCGUAUCGUCUCCAGCAAGGCUCUGGAUGGCGGUGAUGCCGGCCAGACCGUUCUGGGCGACCGCCGCGACAUGGUGCGGAUCGACGAGUCGGAGGACCCGAAGACCAAGCAGGGAUGCUGUUAA
Aspergillus welwitschiae is the source of this 636-nucleotide messenger RNA. RefSeq names its product Rab family GTPase. Gene Ontology annotation, molecular function: GTPase activity; GTP binding. The record is from RefSeq and is a predicted model, not a curated record. The coding region runs from base 1 to 636 and encodes 211 amino acids. Gene Ontology annotation, cellular component: recycling endosome. NCBI's taxonomy places the organism in Eukaryota, Fungi, Ascomycota, Eurotiomycetes, Eurotiales, Aspergillaceae. The transcript is spliced from 5 exons. Gene Ontology annotation, biological process: exocytosis.